Messenger RNA from Dreissena polymorpha, 1621 nucleotides. RefSeq lists its product as uncharacterized. NCBI's taxonomy places the organism in Eukaryota, Metazoa, Mollusca, Bivalvia, Myida, Dreissenidae. The coding region runs from base 47 to 535 and encodes 162 amino acids. The record is from RefSeq and is a predicted model, not a curated record. The transcript is spliced from 3 exons.
AUAGACACAAAACCAAAGACAAUAAAAGUUCGUUUUGAGGAUAAACAUGAAUAAUCGUUCCAAGAGGGACACAAAAAAGAUCAACUACAAGAAAUUGAACGAUUCAGGGAUGGCAGACGUGGGCGAACAUAAUUUAAAAAUAGAAAAGUCGACCGAAGUAACCCAGUUAGAGGCUACAGCAGAAGUACAUGUAAACAAAAAUGGCGUCCUACAGUUGCUCGAGGACGAUGAAAUCGAUGAAGACGAGCUUUCACACAUGAAGGAAGAAAUUGAAAAUCUAAAGAGACAAGAAGAACAACUGCGCAAAAAACAGGACUUUCAUGAAACAAAAAAGCAGCUGGAAAAACAGAAGGCGAAGAUCGAAUCCCUGAAGGACAGACAGAUGGGUCAACUUGGUGAGGAAUUGAGAGCUUCAAAUAGACGAGCUUAUGCUGAGGGAUCCAGGAAAAAUUUGAAGAUCCAGUGGGAAUCAUUUCUGUUGUUUUGCUUACAUUUUGGAAAUCAGAAUAGACUGAUUCAUUGUGCAGUCAUGUAAAGGCAGUAGGUAAGAAACUGCAUGUUGUCGUUAGAUGUUUAUAUAUGAUCAGUUAUAUAGGUUGUCUGUCAUUGCUGCUUUAGUUUGCACGCUUUAUAUUAUUUCAGUAAUUGAAUGGACACGCUUAUUAUGUGCUAUUGUUUUAUUGUGUUGCUUUUAUUGUAUUGUUUGUUUGUGUGUGUUUGGCAUUAUGUUGGCUUUUGCAUGAAUAUUCUAUGAAUUAUUACAUGUGACUUAUAAUUGUCUUAAAUGAAAUUGUAUGUAUGAUCAAAUUAUCUAUUUGAUUUACAUUACUUCUUGUUCGAAUUGGAAAUUCGAUAAUGAUAAUAUUUGAAUUAAUUUCGCUGUGUUACAAGGACAAUAAAAAUUUAACUAUUAUUGAAUUUGUCAUUCAUUGUAGUUAUAACUUUAUAUAAAUUCUCACUGAGGAAAACUUAAGGAAAGAAAUUGGCUAAUUUUAAUCUUGAAUUAAAAUGUUUAAUUUAUGACGCAAGUUAAUUCUGUUUACAAGUUCUCACUAUACCUUUCUAAAAAUAAUGUUGAGCGAUGUUCACUUUCAACUUUUUUAUGAUUGGUCGAAUUGCUAACUCGAGCGCACGGGUUUUCGAAAAAUAGUUCAUACUUGUUUUUGUAAGCGUGAAACACACAGCGUUAAAAAAUUUGAAUUUCCCAGUCCCACCCUCCCAAAUUAAGUAGUUUAAUGAAAAUCAUUUUAUAUACAUGUAAUAGGUCAUUGUGAGAUAAGAUAAUUGAUAAUUUGUUAAUGCUUAUUAACUUGCUUUGUGUCUAUGUUUGUAUAGUGCUUUGCAAUUAUAAAAUUAUUUGUUUAUUUACAUAUUUAAUAUUUGUUUUCAGCUUGAAUUGUUAUUAACAUAUUGUAUAAUGCUUGUAUUAUGCUUUGAAUGCUUUUGCAUGAAUAUUCUAUGAAUUAUUACAUGUGACUUAUAAUUGUCUUAAAUGAAAUUGUAUGUAUGAUCAAAUUAUCUAUUUGAUUUACAUUACUUCUUGUUCGAAUUGGAAAUUCGAUAAUGAUAAUAUUUGAAUUAAUUUCGCUGUGUUACAAGGACAAUAAAAAUUUAACUAUUA